GCUUCAGACUCCCGGCGCCAUUUAGCGCGGAGAGUUUCCCUGGCGGACGCGGCUCUCUUCGUUCGGCCUCUCCGCACCCCCAUCUCCGGUGACAGAAGGCGCCUGGUGGGGGUGACUACUCCCUUCUUUUCCUAUCUCUUUCACUCAGUCCUCUCGAUCUUCUCUAUUCUUCAUCCAGAGAAGCAGCGGAGCUCGGGCCCGUGGCGAGCGGCCCUCCCCUCCCCACCGUUCCCUCCCUCCGUCAGUCCCCCGGCACCGGCCCGGGAGGAGCCGAGGGUUUGCCAGGCCCGAGGUGGGCGGGGAGGCCUCGGGGAAGGGGGGGCCCCGCUCCUCAGGCGCUGAGGCUUCGAGGCGCUGGCCCUUCCCGUUGGGGCAAUGGGCGCCCUGUGAGCCUCGCCCCCAAGUUGGGGGCGCGUGUGGAAAGAGGCGGCGCACCGACCGGCCGGAGCCCCCGGCCCGGCCUCCCCUCGCGGUCCUCGGCCCCUCCCACUCUCUCUGCCCUGGAGCCGCCACCGCCCGGGCGUCGGUGCUCGUCCCGUCCUCGCCGUGCCGCCGCCCUCAGGGCCUAGCCCACCAAGUCGGGAGGCGGCGGCGGAGAGGAGCUGGAGCGGUCGCCGCAUCCGUUUCGCCUCGGCGCCGGCUGCUUGCCCUACCCCUCAUGACUGCGGCGCCGCCGCCGCUACUGCCUUCCCGGCCGCCCCUCGCCGCAGGAUGGAUGCGGACCGUGAGGCGCUAACCCCCGUGGCUCAUCUGCUGGAUCGCCCGCCGACGAGCCCGCCCUGUGAUCCGCAGCAGCCUCGGAGUCAGCAGCCGCCGCAACUGGGCCCAGAGUCCCGCCUCUCCUUCGGGGCGGCUUGUCAGUGCUGAGGAGCCGUUCCGGCCGAUCCGAGCCCGCCGGGCCGAGGAGCGGUAGCAGCGGUGCCCUCCAGACCGUCACCACUCUUCUGGGUCGGCCCUUCACCCUCGUUUUCAUUUACAAAUUCGAGCUCGCUCGCCCCUCUCCAGCGGACCAAACAUGUCUGGCGGCGCCGCAGAGAAGCAGAGCAGUACUCCCAGCUCGCUGUUUCUUUCGCCGCCGGCGCCUUCCCCCAAGAAUGGUUCCAGCUCCGAUUCCUCCGUGGGGGAGAAGCUGGCGACGGCGGGGGCCGACGCUGGGACUGGCAGGACCGAGGAGUACCGGCGUCGCCGCCACACUAUGGACAAGGACAGUCGUGGGGCGGCGGCGACCACGACUACCACGGAGCAUCGCUUCUUCCGCCGGAGCGUCAUCUGCGACUCCAAUGCCACCGCGUUGGAACUGCCUGGCCUUCCUCUUUCUCUUCCCCAGCCCAGUGCCCCCGUGGUUGUUCCGCAGACUACUCCACCAGAGCCGCACCGGGAGGAGACCUUGACUGCCGCCGUCGCUUCCCAGCUCUCCCAGCCGCCUGCAGCAGUCGCCGCCGCCGCAGCCCCCGGGGAGCCCGCCGGCGGGAGCGCUGCCGCCUCCACUGCCCCCGGCAGUACCAGCAGCGACCGUCCGGCUGCCCAGCCCAACCAUGUGGGGAGCAAAGAGGAGCCUCCAUCGGGGAGAAGUGGCAGCGGCGGCGCCAGGGACUCGCAGGAGGAACGGAGCCAGCAACAGGAUGACAUCGAAGAGCUGGAGACCAAGGCUGUGGGGAUGUCCAACGACGGCCGCUUUCUGAAAUUUGACAUCGAAAUUGGCAGAGGCUCUUUUAAGACGGUCUACAAGGGUCUGGACACUGAAACCACCGUGGAGGUCGCCUGGUGUGAACUGCAGGAUCGCAAGUUAACAAAGUCUGAGAGGCAGAGAUUUAAAGAAGAAGCUGAAAUGUUAAAGGGUCUUCAGCAUCCCAACAUUGUUCGAUUCUAUGAUUCCUGGGAAUCCACAGUAAAAGGAAAGAAGUGCAUUGUUUUGGUGACUGAACUUAUGACAUCUGGAACACUUAAAACGUACCUGAAAAGGUUUAAAGUGAUGAAGAUCAAAGUACUAAGAAGCUGGUGCCGUCAGAUCCUUAAAGGACUUCAGUUUCUUCAUACUCGAACUCCUCCUAUUAUUCACCGGGAUCUUAAGUGUGACAACAUCUUUAUCACUGGCCCUACAGGCUCAGUCAAGAUCGGAGAUCUAGGUCUGGCAACUCUGAAGCGGGCUUCUUUUGCCAAGAGUGUAAUAGGUACCCCAGAGUUCAUGGCACCUGAGAUGUAUGAGGAGAAAUAUGAUGAAUCCGUUGACGUUUAUGCUUUUGGGAUGUGCAUGCUUGAGAUGGCCACAUCUGAAUACCCUUACUCAGAGUGCCAAAAUGCUGCCCAGAUCUACCGUCGUGUGACCAGUGGGGUAAAGCCAGCCAGUUUUGACAAAGUAGCAAUUCCUGAAGUGAAGGAAAUUAUCGAAGGCUGCAUACGGCAAAACAAAGAUGAAAGAUAUGCCAUCAAAGACCUUUUGAACCAUGCCUUCUUCCAGGAGGAAACAGGGGUACGGGUAGAAUUAGCAGAAGAAGAUGAUGGAGAAAAGAUAGCCAUUAAAUUAUGGCUACGGAUUGAAGAUAUUAAGAAAUUAAAGGGAAAGUACAAAGACAAUGAAGCUAUUGAGUUUUCCUUUGACUUGGAGAGAGAUGUGCCAGAAGAUGUUGCUCAAGAAAUGGUGGAGUCUGGGUAUGUCUGUGAAGGCGAUCACAAGACCAUGGCUAAAGCCAUCAAAGACAGAGUGUCAUUAAUUAAGAGAAAACGAGAGCAGCGGCAGUUGGUAAGGGAGGAACAAGAGAAAAGAAAGCAAGAAGAGAAGAAUCUCAAACAGCAGAUAGAACAACAAGCAAGUGCUUCCCAGGCAGGAAUCAAGCAGCUCCCCUCUACUACUAGCACUGGGGUACCUACUGCCUCCACCACUUCAGCUUCAGUUUCUACGCAAGUAGAACCUGAAGAACCUGAGGCAGAUCAACACCAACAACUACAGUACCAGCAACCUAGUAUAUCUGUGUUAUCUGACGGGACAGUUGACAGUGGUCAGGGAUCUUCUGUGUUCACAGAAUCCCGAGUAAGCAGCCAACAAACAGUUUCAUAUGGUUCCCAACAUGAGCAGGCACAGUCUACUGGCACAAUCCCAGGGCAUACAGCUUCUGUUGUCCAAGCACAGUCUCAACCCCAUGGGGUAUAUCCACCCUCAAGUGUGCCUCAGUCCAUGGUGCAUCCGUGUGGGGGGACCCCAACAUACCCAGAAUCACAGAUAUUUUUCCCAACUAUUCAUGAACGUCCAGUUUCUUUUUCACCACCUCCCACCUGUCCACCGAAGGUAGCCAUUUCCCAGCGGCGUAAGAGCACCUCCUUCCUGGAAGCCCAAACUUGCCACUUCCAACCCCUGCUGAGGACUGUCGGCCAAAAUCUUCUUCCACCUGGUGGCAGCCCAACUAACUGGACACCAGAGGCUGUAGUUAUGUUGGGUACUACAGCCAAUAGAAUAACUGGAGAGCCAUGUGAGAUACAGGUUCAUCCUGUGUUUGAACCAACUCAAGUUUUCAGUGACUAUAGACCUGGACUAGUACCUCCAGAAGAAGCUCACUAUUUUAUUCCUCAGGAAGCAGUGUAUCUAGCUGGGGUACAUUACCAGGCCCCAGUGGCAGAACCGUAUGAGGACAUUGCGUACAACUCACCAGUACUGUCAAGUCCAAUGAAACAGAUAACUGAACAGAAGCCAGUACAAGGGGAACCUAUCUCAAGUUCUGUCUUUGAAUUUCCAUCUGGACAGACUUUCCUGCUAGGACACCUUGAGAAUUUAAGAUUAGAUUCUGGACUGAGUCCAGGAUCUCCCCUUUCUAGUAUUUCUGCACCUAUCUCUACAGAUGCGACACGUUUGAAAUUUCACCCUGUCUUUGUUCCUCAUUCUGCACCUGCCGUGUUAACUCAUAGCAAUGAGGGCAGAAGCAAUUGUGUAUUUGAGUUUCAUGUUCACACGCCAAGCUCCUCUUCAGGAGAAGGAUGUGGAGUUUUAUCUCAUCGUGUUUACCGAAAUCAACAGGAUACAGUGGACUUGAAUCAGGAAGAACUACCUCCUCAGUCAGUUGGAUUACGUGGCCGUCUGCAGCCUGUGACUGAAGAACAGAAUAAUUACCAUGUCCCAGAAUUGACCGUUUCUAUGAUAGAGCCUAUCAGACAGAACUGGCCAAUAGGAAGCCCAGAAUAUUCCAGUGAUUCCUCACAAAUUACUUCUUCAGACCCUGGUGAUUUUCAGUCACCUCCCCCUACAGGGGGAGCAGCUGUACCAUUUGGCUCUGACGUCUCAUUACCCUUUAUCCAUCUGCCUCAGACAGUGUUACAAGAAUCCCCACUUUUCUUCUGUUUCCCCCAAGGAACCACAUCUCAGCAGGUUUUAUCUGCCUCAUUUUCUUCAGGAGGAUCUGCACUGCAUCCACAGGCUCAGGGACAGAGCCAGGGUCAGCCAGCCUCAAGUAGUUUAACAGGGGUUCAAUCUUCCCAACCCAUACAACAUCCUCAGCAGCAUCAGGGAAUACAGCAGACAGGCCCCCCUCAACAGACAGUACAGUAUUCACUUCCACAGACAUCAACCUCCAGUGAGGCUACUAUUGCACAGCCAGUGAGUCAACCUCAAACUCCACAGGUCUUGCCUCAAGUAUCAGCUGGAAAACAGGGCUUCCCACCUCGACUGCCACCACAAUACCCAGGAGAUUCAAAUAUUGCUCCCUCUUCCAACGUGGCUUCUGUUUGCAUCCCUUCUACAGUACUAUCUCCUCCUAUGCCCACAGAAGCAUUGGCUGCACCAGGUUACUUUCCUGCAGUAGUGCAGCCAUAUAUGGAAUCAAAUCUUUUGGUUCCUGUGGGUGGUGUAGGAGGACAGGUUCAAGUGCCCCAACCAGCAGUGAGUUUAGCGCAACAAGUCCCCCCUACAUCCUCCCAGCAAGCAGCUCUGGAGAGUACUCAAGGAGUCUCUCAGGUUGCUCCUCCAGAGUCAGUUCCAACAGCACAGCCACAGCCUACCCAGCCUACCCAGCCUACCCCUUUGGUCUCCUCUAUAGAUAGUGCACAUUCAGAUGUUGCUUCAGGUAUGAGUGACGGCAAUGAGAAUGUCCCUUCAUCCAGUGGAAGGCAUGAAGGGAGAACUACAAAACGGCAUUAUCGAAAAUCUGUAAGAAGUCGCUCUCGUCAUGAAAAAACUUCACGCCCAAAAUUGAGAAUUUUAAAUGUUUCAAACAAAGGAGACCGGGUAGUAGAAUGUCAGUUAGAGACUCACAAUCGGAAAAUGGUUACAUUCAAAUUUGACCUAGAUGGUGACAACCCAGAGGAGAUAGCAACAAUUAUGGUGAACAAUGAUUUCAUUCUAGCAACAGAGAGAGAGUCAUUUGUGGAUCAAGUACGGGAAAUUAUUGAAAAAGCUGAUGAAAUGCUUAGUGAGGAUGUCAGUGUGGAGCCAGAGGGUGAUCAAGGAUUGGAGAGUCUACAGGGAAAGGAUGACUAUGGCUUUUCGGGUUCUCGAAAAUUGGAAGGAGAGUUCAAGCAACCAACACCUGUGUCUUCCAUGCCACAGCAAAUAGGUGUUCCUACCAGUUCUUUAACCCAAGUUGUUCAUUCUGCUGGAAGACGGUUUAUAGUGAGUCCUGUGCCAGAAAGUCGAUUGCAAGAAUCAAAAGUUUUCACCAGUGAAAUAUCAGAUGUGGUUGCUGCCUCUACAUCUCAUGGCCCUGGAAUGAACUUGUCUCACUCUGCUUCAUCCCUAAGUCUACAACAGGCCUUUUCUGAACUUAGACAUGCCCAACUGACAGAAGGACCCAGUACAGCACCUCCAAACUUUUGUCAUACAGGACCAACAUUCCCAGUAGUUACUCCUCCCAUGAGUAGCAUUGCUGGAGUCCCAACCACAGGAGCAGCCACUCCUUCAGUAUCAGUCCCUGCAACUUGCAGCCCUCUUAAUGAUGUUUCCACAUCAGUAAUUCAGUCUGAGGUUACAGUGCCCACUGAAAAAGGGAUUGCUGGAGUUGCCACCAGCACAGGUGUAAUAACUUCAAGAGGUCUCCCUAAACCACCUGUGUGCGAGCCACCAGUACUUACCAGUGUGGUUUCAAGCAUCACAGUACCUACAGUUGUUUCGGUGUCUACAGCAUCUCAGUCGGUUCAGGCCCCCACAUCUGGGAACAUUGUUUCUAGUACAGGCACUUUCCCCCCUAUAACAGUUUCCACAUCUUCAGCCCAUGCAGUGGGCAGUGGUACUGCCCCAGGUGCUAAGCCUCUGGCUGUAUUACCUCAGCAGGCUGCAGGCAGUACUGCUGGAGUCACCAUACUAACAUCAGUUUCUACCACCACUUCAUUCCCAAGCCUAGCUUCCCAGCCCUCCCUUCAGCUUAGCAGCAGCAGCUCUACUCCUACACUAGCUGAAACAGUGGUGGUUAGUGCACACUCACUAGAUAAAACAUCUCAUAGCAGUACAACUGGGUUGGCUUUGUCCCUCUCUGCACCAUCUUCCUCUUCCUCCUCUGGAGCAGGAGUGUCUAGUUCUAUUUCUCAGCCUGGUGGAAUACAUCCUUUGGUCCUCCCAUCAGCUGUGGCUUCUACUCCUGUUCUUCCCCAAGCAGCAGGAACUAUUUCUGCACCUUUAUUACCACAAGUACCUAGUAUUCCACCCUUAGUACAACCUGUUGCCAAUGUGCCUGCUGUACAGCAGACAUUAAUUCAUAGUCAUCCUCAACCAGCUUUGCUUCCCAACCAGCCCCAUACUCACUGUCCUGAAAUAGAUGCUGAUACACAACCCAAAGCUCCUGGUAUUGAUGACAUAAAGACCUUGGAGGAAAAGCUGCGGUCUCUGUUUAGUGAACAUGGCUCAUCUGGAGCUCAACAUGCCUCUGUGUCAUUGGAGACAUCACUAGUAGUAGAGACCACUGUCGUGCCAGGCAUCCCAACCACUGCUGUGGCACCAAGCAAACUCGCGACUUCCACUGCAAGUACUUGCUUACCACCAACCAGUUUGCCCUUAGGAACAGCUGGUUUGUCAGUUAUACCAGUGGUCACACCUGGACAAGUUACUACCCCCGUCAGCUAUGUUUCAGCCCCAGCCAGCACAUCAUCAGGAGUGAAGCUUGGAACUGCUUCUUCAAAGCCCCCUUUAACUAAGGCUUCGGUGCUGCCAGUAGGUACUGAACUUCCAGCUGGUACUCCACCUAGCGAGCAGCUGCCUCCUUUCCCAGGACCUUCACUAACUCAGUCCCAGCAACCUCUGGAAGAUCUUGAUGCUCAAUUGAGAAGAACACUUAGUCCAGAGACUAUUGCAUUGACAUCUGCAGUGACAUCUGCAGUUGAUCCUGUGUCCGUUGUGGCUCCAACAGCAGUUGCAGAAGCAGGAGCACAGCCUCAGAAGGAUGUUUCUAAAGGCCCUGUCCUAACAACUAGUUCAGGAGCUGGUGUUUUUAAGAUGGGGCGAUUUCAGGUUUCAGUUGCAACAGAUGAUGCCCAGAAAGAGGGUAAAAGUAAGUCAGAAGAUACAAAGUCUGUUCAUUUUGAAUCCAGCACUUCAGAAUCCUCAGUGCUCUCAAGUAGCAGUCCAGAGAGCACCUUGGUGAAGCCAGAGCCUAAUGGAAUAACCAUUCCUGGCAUCUCUUCAGAUGUGCCAGAUGGUGCCCACAAAACCCUUGCCUCAGAGCCAAAGUCAGAAUCUGGGCAGCCUACCAAGGUUGGACGUUUUCAGGUAACAACUACAGCAAACGAAGUGGGUCGUUUCUCUGUAUCAAAAACCGAGGACAAGAUUUCUGUGACAAAGAAGGAGGGACUGGUGGCAACUCCUCCUUUUACAGAAUUGGAACAAGCUGUUCUUCCUGCUGUGAUACCAAAGAAAGAGACGGCUGAGCUGUCAGAGCCUUCACAUCUGAAUGGGCCUUCUUCUGACCUGGAGGCUGCCUUCCUAAGUAGGGAUAUGGAUGAUGGUUCAGGUAGUCCACACUCCCCCCAUCAGCUGUGUUCAAAGAGCCUUCCUAUCCAGAAUCUAAGUCAGAGCCUUAGUAAUUCUUUCAACUCCUCUUACAUGAGUAGUGACAAUGAGUCAGAUAUUGAAGAUGAAGACUUAAAGUUAGAGCUGCGACGGCUACGGGAAAAACAUCUUAAAGAGAUUCAGGACCUGCAGAGUCGCCAGAAGCAUGAAAUUGAAUCUUUGUAUACCAAACUGGGCAAGGUUCCCCCUGCUGUCAUUAUUCCCCCAGCUGCUCCCCUUUCAGGGAGAAGACGACGACCUACUAAAAGCAAAGGCAGCAAAUCUAGUCGCAGCAGUUCCUUGGGGAAUAAAAGCCCCCAGCUUUCAGGUAACCUAUCUGCCCAGAGUGCAGCUUCAGUCUUGCACCCCCAGCAGACCCUCCACCCUCCUGGCAACAUCACAGAGACUGGGCAGAAUCAGCUGUUACAGCCCGUUAAGCCAUCUCCCUCUAGUGACAACCUCUAUUCAGCCUUCACCAGUGAUGGUGCCAUUUCAGUACCAAGCCUUUCCGCUCCAGGUCAAGGGACCAGCAGCACAAACACCGUUGGGGGAGUAGUGAAUAGCCAAGCCCCCCAGGCUCAGCCUCCCACCAUGACAGCCAGCAGGAAGGGCACAUUCACAGAUGACCUGCACAAGUUGGUAGACAACUGGGCCCGGGAUGCCAUGAAUCUUUCAGGAAGGAGAGGAAGCAAAGGACACAUGAAUUAUGAGGGCCCUGGAAUGGCAAGGAAAUUCUCUGCACCUGGUCAGCUGUGCAUCUCCAUGACCUCAAAUCUGGGUGGCUCUGCCCCCAUUUCUGCAGCAUCAGCUACCUCUCUAGGUCACUUCACCAAGUCUAUGUGCCCCCCACAGCAGUACAGUUUUCCAGCUGCCCCCUUUGGCACUCAGUGGAGUGGGACAGGUGGCCCAGCACCACAGCCGCUGGGCCAGUUCCAGCCUGUGGGAACUGCCUCCUUACAGAAUUUCAGCAUCAGCAAUUUGCAGAAAUCCAUCAGCAACCCCCCAGGCUCCAACCUGCGGACCACUUAGUCAGACCUAGAGACAUUAACUGAGUAGAUUUGGGGGCAGGAAAUGGAAUGCUGAGGGGUGGGGGUGGGGUGGGGGUGGGAAAGUAGCCUAUAUACUAACUACUAGUGCUGCAAUUUAACUGGUUAUUUCUUGCCAGAUGGGAAUGUUUUUAAUACCGCUUUGAGCCCGCAGAAUGGAGAAUCUCUCUCUCCCUCUUCCCCAUUUAUUGGAGUGGUACAAAAAGGAAAGAACAGCUUUCUUGUGAUGGGGGAGCUUCAGACUUUGCUUUCCUGUUUAUAUCCAACAGCGAGGGCUAGGAAAGAGAAUUGUGUUCAUCAGGAAGCCAGUAGAGUGCUCAGUGUAAAACCAAACCCCGUCUGUAUUUUCAAGUGGGUGGAGCUCUAGAUUUUGGUACCCGCCCCAAAUCUCUUACUCCCCCAAGAAUCUAGACCACAAGGGGGGAGGGGGAAAAAAAAUCAACACAGCUAUUGGGCUCUCUCCUACCCUGUCCCCGUCUUUUCUCUUUUUCUUUUUUUUUCUUUUUUUUUUUUAACUCUUAUAGAACCCAGUGAAAAAUACCAGGGGACUGGGGUUGCAACCCUUUCUUAAGAUAGGUCAUUAGUGCUUUAAGCAAAAGAUACUAGCAGCUUUGACUGCAGCAUUAGCAAUUAGGAAAAAAAAUUAAGUUCCCUGCGGACAUGUAACUUUGCCAUCAGUUUUGAUGUGGAAACACUGUGAUAUAUAAAUGUUGUUGGACAACAGUAGUUUUAAGAGUAAAAUACGAAAGAUUUAAAAAGUUAAAAAAAAGCUAGUGCUGUCCUUUACUUAUUGAGACACUUUAACUUUUUCCUUUGUAUUUCCAUUGUAUUAGAAAAAUAAAUGUGAAUGUAAAAUUGUAUAAAUUACUGUACUUGAAUACUUCUGUUCUCCCAGUAUUGCUUGCUGGAUAUUUUAGUGCCUUGGACUUCUAUUGCUUCUGCCACUAGCAUCAAUUUUUCAUCCGACCCCAGAUCAGCAGCAGGCAUGUGGAAGAAAAUUUUAGGUCCAUGUGACCCCAGCCAUGGAUAUGCCAAAGGGAAAUUGAAAGUGUUUUUUUUUGUUUUUUGUUUUUUUUUUAAGUCAUUCAACAAUUUUGUCUAGAGCAGUUGUAAGAUGUGCAGGGUAAGAAGUUAAGUUGACAUCAGUGGUUGAAAGCAGAAAGUUCUGUUUUGGGAACAGAAAGGAGAGGGGUGUUAAAUAACAAAAUUGGGCGAUUUCAAAGAUUAAGGGUGGUGUGUACUAAGUGAAAGAAAAAGAAAGAAGGGGGAGCAACCCUGUUUUGAAGAUAUGUGAUGCUUGGCCAGUGUGUGCCAUAAGCCUUAAGUGUUUGAGCUGGGCUUAGACAGACAAUAUCUAGAGGUAAUGGCUGAGCAUAAGAGGAAGGGGGUGGGAGCUGGUUUUUAAGUUGGAAAAUGUGAUAGUGAAAAGUCACAGAUGGAGAAAGUAGCUCUAAGAAAAACUGUUUGGAUUGCUUUCCUCUUGUUGCACAUGUACCAUGCGUAUCUCAGCUUGGGGUACUGUCUUCUGUAGAAAAUGGACCCACAUCUGAAUUAAGCAUUGUAAGAAAGAACGUGUAUUCCUGUUUCCUAUAUGAUGCCCAAGUGGUUGCAGGAUCUUAAUCUACUGUGCCACCUUUAAUAUUUCUAGAAUUGCAACUGAUAGUCUCAUGUUUUCAUAUAAACAAAUAUUCCCCUUAAAUAAUAACUGUAACCAACCAGUAUUAUUUAGUGCUAUGCCUAGUUGUGAUGAGCAGUUCUAUUAUUUUCAAAGCUUUCAGAAAUGUUCUCCUAAUUGGCUGUGUCAAGGAUCUCUUACCGUUUUUGAAGAUGGAGAAAGAAGUUAAGAUUCCAGGUUUUUGGGUGCUGCUUCUCUUAGCACUUCACUGGGGACAUGGGAAAACGUCUUACCCACCUCAGUGGCACAUCCCAGGAAGUCACCACAAAAUAUAUGAAGAGCCUUGUGGCUCUCUGGAUCCUGUCUGUUCCUUUCUCUUUAUUAAGUUGGCCUAAGUCCCAAAACUGCGAAAUGAGAGCUGAAGGUUUUAGGAAUGUAGAAAUGGAAAGGGCAAGGGUUCGAGGCCUUGCUUUAAAAAUUAUUUAUUUUCUGCUUGUAGUUCUUGGGGAGGGGGUAAGAGUAAGGCUAGACAGAGAAGGUGCCAAGUAAAUGAGAAAUUGACCACCUAAGAUGAAUGAAAGGAAACAAUACUUUCUAACAGAGAAACGAGGGAGCCAAAUGCAGCACAUUGUUGUUUCAUUAUUGUGGUUUAAUAAUUUUGAGAUCUCUUCACUCACACACAGAAAGAACUGGUUUUAUUUACUGUUGAUUUUUUUUCCCUCUUGUGGAUGAAAUAACUGAAGCCUAAAGGAAUGAAUUAGUGCUACUGAACUGUUUAUUUUUGUGUUAAUAGUACACUUUGAGUAUCUUUUUCCACUUUAAAAAAAAUCUUUCUGAAUUAUAAAUGUUUUCCUUACAUUAUUUAACAAUGUACACUGUUUAAAAAAAAAAACAAACAAAUAAAAUGAAUUCAAACCUUGGGGGUUUCUCGGCAGCCGUUAAUUGUACAUUUUGCACUAACUCUGGGUGUUGCGCUUCUUGUAAGGUUGCGCUUUGUGCUUCCGUUUGUUACCUUUGUAGAUUUAUUUAAUGAAACCAUUCAAAUAAACCAAACUUGCUUUUGUUGA
Molecule: messenger RNA, 11685 nt
Organism: Choloepus didactylus (southern two-toed sloth)
Lineage: Eukaryota; Metazoa; Chordata; Mammalia; Pilosa; Megalonychidae
Gene: WNK1
Product: WNK lysine deficient protein kinase 1
Exons: 28
Coding region: 1016-8986 (2656 amino acids)
Biological process (GO): negative regulation of sodium ion transport; positive regulation of sodium ion transmembrane transporter activity; protein phosphorylation
Cellular component (GO): cytosol; cytoplasm
Molecular function (GO): protein serine/threonine kinase activity; potassium channel inhibitor activity; ATP binding
Source: RefSeq, a predicted model, not a curated record